AAACGACGCGCAAACUCGGCGACGCGCGAAUUCGAAAGCCACACUAGCUCCGGCGCUGUGGCACGGCAUCGAUCGCCCGGCGUGCGUCGGAGCGCUCGAGCCGUGGACGCCAACGCGCUUUUUUUUUUCGAGGCAGUGAAAAAAAAAAAAAGAACUCUUUGGACAUUCAUCUUGUCCGUGAGACAGACAUGAGAACACCAUGCCUGUCCGUCUGUCGCUUGUGCCUAGGAUAUCUAGGGUGCACGGGCGAUGGCCUGCCCCUUCCACCCGGGGAAGCCGCGGUGCGGGGCCCGCAUUGACCAACAAGAAUCGCGAAAAGCUUCGACCUGAGAUCCUGAAGACGUCGACUGCGCUUGGAACCGGCGCCCUGUUCGAUAUGAGAUUGCCGUGGGACGGACGCAGCUAUUCUGCCGGCGCGACGGAUUUCUCCCCGGAAGAUGCCGCACCCGGACAAACGGGUCUACUUUCUCCCGAUUCUACGAAGAAGAAGAUACUGCUAAUCGAUGCCUAUCCCAUGUUGUACCGGGCCUACUAUAGUAUUCCGGCGCUGGGCCAAAAGCCACUGAACGCCGUGUACGGAUUUUUGGUGUCGUUCCUAAAAAUCGUACGAGAAACUGAGUUUCAGUCCAUGGCCGUUUGUCUCGAAGGUGGAAACAACUUCCGCAAGAAACUGGACUCGAACUACAAGUCAAAACGCGCUCAAACCCCAGACGCGCUUUUUCAUCAGUUGCCUAUUCUCGAAGAGGCGUUGGCCGCAUUCGGCGUGCCGUUUUACAAGGCCGACACCUUCGAAGCAGACGAUUUGAUCGUGACCUUUGCAAGGAUGUUCGAACAGCGGGGAUACCAGGUGUUGAUCAUUUCCCCGGACAAGGACCUGUUGCAGGCGGUGACGCCUAACGUCUUCGUCAAAACCCUGUCGAACCGAGAGCAGACGAUCGACGUAAAGAAAGUCUUGGAACGGUUUUCGGUGGAGCCGUGGCAAAUUCCACACCUUCAAGCCAUCAUCGGAGACCCUGUCGACUCGAUCCCUAAGGUCUCCGGCAUCUCCGAAUCGGCCGCCGUCAAAUUAAUACAGGAGUUCGGAACCAUAAACAGGCUCUUCGACAACAUCGACCAAGUCAGCUCUGUCGCUGUCAGAGACAACCUGAGAUUAAACGUGACGUGCAUCAAGCGCUCACUCGCCUUGUCCACGCUCAGGAGCGACGUGCCGGACUUGCUGCACGUCUCCACGGAUUCUCUAAAGUUCGAGAAAGUAGCAUUUGGAUCCGCGCUGUCGUUUUGCACCAAGUACGGCUUGAGGUCGAUCGUUCGAAUUUUGGAGAGGAUGAGAGGCGGGUCGAAGGAGUUGGCCGGAUCGGAGAAGAGGGUCAAAGGCGCGAGGCGCGAGUCGGCGAAGAGGCUCGAGUUCGCGGUGCCGAGUGCGGGUGAGGGGGGGACCCCGUUGACGAGUGGACGCUCGCGGUUGUUGAAGACCAUCGCCAGGAGGUCGAGCAGCGAGUCAGCGUCGGUCGAGGAUGCCCAGCGCACCGCGACGGAAUGUGGUCAAGAAGGGCCCGCCGAGGGGGCCAAGUUGAAUGCGGACAAAGCGGUGCGCGGCGGGGCCGCGGGCCCGUUUUCGGUGAGGUCGGUGGAGGUGGAUAUCGAUACGGAUCCCUUGGUCGCCGAGCUGACCAAGUCGUAUUGCGAGGCGAAGGUGCCGCUUGAGGAGGGAGAAACGGAGAAGGUGUUCGAAGAGGCAGGAGUCGCUACAAGCGCCGGCGAGAAGGAAGAAGAGCGCUCGGGGGGCGUCAAAGAGGCCAACAACGGCUGCAACAAGAGGGCCAGUAGGAGAAAGAGCAAGGCGGCCGAGCCAAAGGCCGAAGACUCGACAAAAAGCCAAGCGGGAACUUCGAGUCCUUCUUGCGAAAGGAAACCGGCCGAACGCAGCGGCUUCAGACCAGAAAGGCGGAGGGAGGACGUGGAGGAAGAAGACGAAGAGAGUAAUUUGGAGCUGGUCGACUUCAUCAAGAAUCGGAAGGCGAUAGAAAUCGACCCCGAGUUCGUAAACUUGUUUCGUCUGUGUCGGACAUCGGCAGAUCGUCGCAGAGUGCUGGAGAAGAAGAUCCAGGGCGUGACGGUAGUGAACGACGCGGAGUCGAGCAGGGCGGUCUUGUCUAAGCUGUACGAGCUAAAGGAUCGAUACCACGCGUGCGACACGGAGACGAUUGACUUGGAUUUGAAGAAGCAAAGUCCGGUGGGCCACGGAAGAGUCAUUUGCGUGUCGAUUUAUUGUGGCCCGGACGUGGAUUUCGGGAACGGUCCGAGAAUAUGGCUGGACAAUUUGUAUGAUUCGACCACGUUGGAAAGUUUCAAGGAAUAUUUCGAAUCACCGUCGAUUCGAAAGAUAUGGCACAACUACGGCUUCGACAGGCACGUGCUGAUGAACCACGGGAUAGACUGCCAGGGGUUCUACGGAGACACGAUGCACAUGGCCCGGCUGUGGGACGCAAGUCGAAGGGGUGCGAAGGCAUACUCCCUGGAGGUCCUGUCGCAGCACCUGUUGGUGGGGGAGAAUGAAGCGCAAUCAAAGAUCAGUAUGAAGCAACGCUUCGGGCGCGUGAAGCUAAAGAAAGACGGCACGCCGUCCAAGUCGGCGAUUGUCUUGCCGGCGCUGGACGAGCUCCAGAAUGACGCGGAGUGGCUGCCGGAAUGGAUCGACUACUCCACGCUGGACGCGGAGGACACCUGGAGGCUGAGGGAGGUUUUGCAGUCCAAGCUGAUGGAGAUGGCAUGGACGAGCGAGGACACCAUGUGGGAGUUUUAUCAGACGAUCUGGCUGCCAUUCGGAGAACUGUUGACGAGCAUGGAAAGGAGAGGUAUCAAGGUCGACUCAGAAUAUUUGAGAGAACUGAUUCCUAGAGCCCAGGAGGAGAAACAGGCCUGCACGAAGAAGUUCGUCGAAUGGUGCAUGACAGUAGGCGGGGAAGAAUGUCGCUGGAUGAAUCCUGGAAGUGACGCCCAAAAGCAACAACUGCUGUUUGCGCCCUGCGUGAAUCGUUUGGAUCCGAACAAGACAAUGCCCGAGGAGAGAGUGUUCGAGACAGAAAACGUAGACGGCUACGUAGAGGAUGGUAAGAAAAAGCCAAAGAAGAAGAGAAGCUUUACGAUUCGCGGAUUGGGUCUUCCAUAUGUCGAGACGACCGAAUCCGGGUGGCCUGCUGUAUCUUACCCCGUACUUAACCGACUAUCCGGGGAGCCACCCGCGACAUACGGACCCCUUCGCCAAAUGAUGAGAGACAAGCAACUAGAUGGAGAGGCCGCGUGCGAGGCGCUGGCCGCAGCCGUGGAAGCUUCAAAGAUAGACACGUUGAUUUCCACGUUCAUGGUCCCGCUAGGAACAUUCGCGGACGCGCAUGGCCGCGUUCACGGCUCCCUGAACAUCAACACUGAAACGGGUCGUCUUUCGAGUCGAAGACCGAACCUGCAAAACCAGCCGGCGCAUGACAAAGACCGAUUCAAGAUCAGAAAGGCCUUCACUUGUGAAGAAGGAAACAUGCUUAUCGUUGCAGACUAUGGCCAACUGGAGCUGCGACUUUUGGCGCAUAUGGCCAACUGCUCCGCGAUGAUAUCGGCCUUCAAGCAAGGAGGCGACUUCCACUCACGCACCGCCUUCGGAAUGUACCCGCACAUUCGGAAAGCAGUGGAACGUGGCGAGGUGCUGUUAGAGUGGGACAUGAAGGAUGGAAAGCCGCCACUGCCCUUGAUAAAAGAUGCGUACGCAGUAGAGCGACGUCGAGCCAAAACGCUCAAUUUCAGCAUUGCCUACGGAAAAACAGUCCAAGGAUUGGCCAAAGACUGGGACGUUCCCCUUUUCGAAGCCAGAGAAACGCUAGAACGCUGGUAUUCUGACCGUCCAGAAGUUUUGGAAUGGCAACAAAAAACCAUUGCGGAAGCUCACAAGACAGGUUGGACUCGUACGCUAUUGGGUCGGUACCGUUUCUUGCCUGACAUCAACAGUCGGAUCAGAACCAAGCGAAUGCACUCCGAACGCGCAGCGAUUAAUACGCCUCUGCAAGGCGGUGCUGCUGACAUUACCACCAGGGCCAUGGUUUCCCUGGAGAAGAACCAGCGACUCAGGGAAUUAAAAUGGGUACAACUUUUGCAAAUUCACGAUGAACUGAUCUUCGAGGGCCCGGAAUUCACUGCCGAAGAAGCAUUACAAAUUAUAGUAGACAUUAUGGGACAUCCUCUUCCAAUGGAGUUGCUGGUAGAUUUGGCCGUAGACGCCAAAAUAGCUAAGACUUGGUUCGAUGCCAAAUAGAGCCCUCUGUACCUGCGCGUUUAAAUGUAAAAAGACUCUUGGAGUUUAUGCGCUCUCCAGAAUGCGCACGCUUUGUCGGAUAAGAGAAACGCAGCAUUUGAUUCUUACCGCAGAAUGACAGGUCGAAGCGUGUUUUUUUUUUCUAGCUUUGUCUAUAACGCACCUCAGACCGCCAGGUCUCAUUUGGCCACCUUUAUCAAGGAACUCAUCAUUCCGGGUAAUGCCAAAAAUAUCCCUAUUCACCGCGUCUGUGCUCUGCCGCAUACCCCCUAUGCACAUAGCAAUUUGAAAUGAAUUCAGCCACCUCAGUUGCGCCCGGAUCUUGUCUAGAGAAGCGCGGCGUGCUCUGAAUCAGCUCACUUUGUCCAUUUCAAUCACUGCGCUUAGCCACUCUUCCUGCAACCUCGGAAGGACGUAUUGUGCUCUCAGCCGUUAUUCCAUCCAAUAAACAACACAAAAUACAGAA
Molecule: messenger RNA, 4766 nt
Organism: Schistocerca gregaria
Lineage: Eukaryota; Metazoa; Arthropoda; Insecta; Orthoptera; Acrididae
Exons: 3
Coding region: 200-4300 (1366 amino acids)
Biological process (GO): double-strand break repair; DNA-templated DNA replication
Molecular function (GO): DNA-directed DNA polymerase activity; DNA binding; 3'-5' exonuclease activity
Source: RefSeq, a predicted model, not a curated record